This is a messenger RNA of Ochlerotatus camptorhynchus, 2136 nucleotides long. RefSeq lists its product as uncharacterized. Lineage: Eukaryota; Metazoa; Arthropoda; Insecta; Diptera; Culicidae. The coding region runs from base 237 to 1670 and encodes 477 amino acids. The transcript is spliced from 6 exons. The record is from RefSeq and is a predicted model, not a curated record.
UGUAUAUGUGUAUAGGUAUGUAGUUUGAUUCAUAAAAAUGUUCAUUCCAUUCUCUGUCUAGGAGAGUUUCUGCUCUCGUCGUGAUGAGUUUUUAUGCUCGGUUUAUUCCGCAAGUGGACAGACAGACGUGAAGAAAACUUAAGUGCCUUGCAAAUCCGAUACGCUGGAUUUAAAUGAGAAAUCUACAUUCCGCCUGAUACUUCAGUACGUUCGGAUAAGCGUUUGAGUUUAAAGUGAUGAGUUCGAAUAGGGGCACAGAUGAAACUGACCGCAGUGCGGUGACUAAUGGUGACCAACAGCAAAACAAUGCCGCAAUACCAUCGAUGGAAUCCGAAAAUAAGCCAGCCUCCAUUCAAGAGACUUCACUGUCUGUGACGAACAACUUAAGCGGGACAGCAGAUAAGGAAACACCUAAAACAACCAAUUGGGUUAAGUUUGAAGAUGAAGAUAAUGGCGGUAAAAAGAGUCCCAAUCCAUUGGCACCACCCCGAACCUCUAAAUCAACAGGUCCUGUGGCACCGACGCCGUCGCAGAAAGACAUAACACCUGCGGUACUGACGACAGAGACUGUUCACGUCAAUGUAGAUUCAAGGUUACCGAGCAUACCAAAACAAGGCAGUCAAGCUAAUAAUGCUGGCGCUUUGUCCCAAUCAUCUAUCUCAGCAGGCAACGUUAACAAGACAUCACAACCUGCGGUGAUCGACAUUCCAAAGCAAUCCGUCAAUGUUGUUCAACCGAUUCAGUCAAUGCGCACAAUUGAACUUUCAACCGGUCGUGUUCGUGAGGGCUUUGCAAACGGUGAUGUGAUUGUUACACUAUUGCCAACAAAUACACGUUGGCCCUGGAUAACUCCUGCUGUAUUCCGCCCAGAACUUGUUCCAGAAGAAUUAAUGGCACAAGGAUUAACGCUAACCGUUGAAGAGUAUGUUCACGCCAUGGAAACUCUUGUUAAUGACUACCGAUUCACCAUGUAUAACAUAUGCUACAAACGCGUAUUGGUCGUGUGGAUUCUGUUUGCGUUCGUAGUGCUAUUAGGUCUGCUGUUUUCAGGCCUAUAUGGAAUCACGCUAUUUUCGCUUGGCGUUGGUUGGCUUUUCCUUAACGCAGCAGCGAUCUUCUUAUGCAUGUGGGUGAAGUUGCGGCUUGCCCGUGGACUCGAACGCUGCAUGGCUCGCGUAAAUAAGCAGUUGAUACGUCAUAAAAUCUUGCUGGCGUUAGAUGACCGAGGGCACAUUUCGUGUCACAAGGUAAAUCUUUGCUUCAUGUACUUUGAACCAUCGCAAUGCAUUAGCUACUUGAAUGAGUUUAUCGAACGAAGUGAACAAAAUGGGAACACUAUUGAGCCUGGUUGGGAGAGUCGGCUGGAUGUCACUACCAAUGAUAUUGUCAUUCAAGGAGCCAACACUACUCGACUAUCAAGAAAGCAGGGUAGAGCAGAAGAAAUUUUCCUACGCUAUCUACAGCGUUGGGGUAAGGAUUACCUCCGGAGGCGACUGGACUGGACCAUUGAAGAAAAUGGAAUCGUUUCCUCACCAAGGCAUAUUCCUACUGCAUAUUGCCCUUGCCAGUACGCAGAGGAAGUUCUUUUGCAUAAAAAACCAAAAGAUGACCCACGAGUUUGUUGUGCAUCACUUCGGCAGCGAAUACAAAGAUUAGGAUUUCAAAUCUGAUCAUUACUACAAAAGAAAUAACAGUCAAUAAGCGCCAAACAGAUCGAACGUUAAAAGUGAUAAACUAGAGUGAAGCAUACUGUAUCAUUAGAAAACUCUACUAACAAUUAGUACAAAAGUGUUAACAUAUUGUGCCUCUGACGAAUAUUUUAGUACUUUAAGAAUAUCGGAAUUUGGUGGCGGGUGACACAUAUGUGUAUAUCACAAGAUAACUGACCAAAAUCUACUUAAAGUAGAAUUACCUUAAUUUAUCAUCACAAAAUUUACAUACUGAAACCCUCAAUAAAUAAAUGAUUUUACGGAAAAAAGACAUUAACGUGCUUUGUUACAGGAACGAGGACUGCUUCUGUUGCUGCGAUACGCCUCUAGAUGGGGUAAUGAAUCGAUGCGUGGAUUGCUUGAUGUGUCCUCUGUUGAACCCGCUCGCCACUGUCGCCAGUUUCAGUGUCCUUGUCAGUAUAUUGAA